Messenger RNA from Drosophila ficusphila, 2603 nucleotides. RefSeq lists its product as uncharacterized. Gene Ontology annotation, molecular function: sodium channel regulator activity. The transcript is spliced from 8 exons. The coding region runs from base 387 to 2021 and encodes 544 amino acids. Gene Ontology annotation, biological process: regulation of sodium ion transport. The record is from RefSeq and is a predicted model, not a curated record. Lineage: Eukaryota; Metazoa; Arthropoda; Insecta; Diptera; Drosophilidae.
GUGCGCAGUGUCCUUUGGCAGCCCUGGCUUUCCGCACUCCUUCCGCUCCGGGACUCAGUCAGGACUCAGUUGCUGUCGGGAGCGGACGUGCGAAAAUCGGGAAAAGUAGCCCCCUUCGAAGAACGACGAGCCACCCACUACCCACCCACCACAAACAAACAAACCACCGCCCACCAAAACCACCCAAAGCGAAAACCACCCAGCAAACAAAAAAGCAAUCACCUUGAAAACGGCGUAGGGUGAAUAUAUUCAGAAAGUUAGAUAGCAGGAGGAGCACGGCCUCAAAGUGGGCCACCAAAUCAACAAGUCGUAAAUUAGCCGUGAACUAGGCCCAACCCAACCCAAAGGAAUCUCGACCAGGCGGAGACCCCGUUCCUCGAUAAAAAAUGGCGCGGCGAAAGGACAAGCCGCGGGUGAUUCCCGAGCAGGAUACGCGCAUCUGUCGCGCCAUCUGCCUCUGCCAACUGACCAUGGUGCUGUCCUGCGUGUCCAUCGUCUACCUGAGCGUGGCCAUCUACUCGCCCUCCCUAAAGUGGGUAUCCCAUUUGCUCCUAAUUAAACCCCCCCUAAAAACAUAUACCUCACUCAUAAAUAAAUCCCUUUUUAGGGCUUUCAAGUCGGGCUUCGAACACGAUCCCGUCAUGUGCCAAACGGUGGACCGUCAGAUGCCCAACAACUGUCCUUGGGCAUCCUGCGGCGAAUGGUGCCUGACCAAGACCAGCGGCUUCUGCCCCCAAAUCCACUCCAUAGUCCGUCGAAACGGCACCGACAUCCAGCUGAACAACUGCACGCGGGUGUCCAACACCUCCUGCUCCAUGAUUGACCUGAGUCGCCUGAACAAGUUCAAUUGCAACAAUGGAACGGCCUGCAAUAACAUCAGAGGAGUAUUCAACUGCUCCAAUGGGCACUGCAAGAAUAUGUCGGAGUUCUUCCUGUGUCACCACAAGGCCGAUGGAACUACGAUCAACUCGCAGAAGGAUAAUACCAAGCUGAAUGGAUUUUUUGAGUGCCAUGGGGUUCAUUGUACGAAAAUAAAGAAGCCCUUUAGUUGCGAUCGAUACUGCUCUAAGAUUACGACGACAAAUGUUAACACCCUGAUCAUGCAUGAAGACAAUGUCAUCGCAGCUGAUUGUGAGAAUGCAGUGGCUUUUAACCAAGCCCGUGGAUCCGAGCACGGAGUUCGCAUUGAGCCCUUUGAGUUCUGGAAGGAGGACGAUGGCAACCUGCUGACCAACUGCGCUACAGUAACCCGGGAAUCCGACAAUCGCAUCACUGCCACAGAUUGCCUGAAUGGAACUCUCUUGGAACACGAUACUCUGCCCGCUCCCUACAUGAACUUCACGCAGUUCUGGGCGAUCUACGAGAACAGCACCAGAUCGGUGGAUCCCGAGCAGAAGUACCUGCCCAACCAGGCCAACCUGACCAUCUACAGCUGGAAAAAGCUGUUCAUCAACCUGGAGGGCUGUGUGAAUACGCUGCGAGGGGAGUGCAAGGACUUCGUGGCUCGCUAUGGCAACGAUGGCGACAACAACACCGCCCAGUCACGCUACCAAUGUUACUACAACAAGGAUUCAAACGUGGAGUUUGUGGUGGCACGCUACGAUUUGGAUAAGGUUUACAGGGAGCUACUCCUGGCGCUAAUUGUACCCAUUGUGCUGUUUGUGGUGUCAUCUAUAUCGUUAUGCAUCAUCACCAAGUCUGUGAAGGUGGGUGAUGAUGCCAAAAUGCGAUGUGUUUGUGCCGGCGAUGAUUCCGACAACGACCAAGUAUUUGGUGCAGGAUUGGCCAACAAACCGCAGGAUCAGAUGUACGAUACGGACGACGACGUGGUCGAUCUGGAGCACCAGGCCAUUGGAGGUCAGGAGUUGUCGGACCAAGGACAAGAAAUGAUAGGAAGCACGAAAUCCCUAAUACCACUGAGUCCUGCUGGAGAUUCAGGAACCAGUGAGCAGAAUUUCGACCAGGAGCAGGAGAAGGCCACAACCUGCGAUGUGCCCGAGAAACCACUGGUCAUACUUUAAGCAUAUUUAAUGGAAAAGAAAAGGAUCCCGAAGAGGAUUACCUUUGGAAGACCAUAGCGAAAACAGCACCAAACUUUAAGGACCUGUGCAUUGUACAAGAGGAACUGAAUUUAAAUUCUACUUAGCGCAUUUAUACAACGUUUACACAAACUAUCAGAUAAACGAAACGGAUCUUAACUUUUCUUGGUUGAAUAACGAUAAUCACACAUAGUUACUGGAUAAUAGCCCCCAGAUGAAGGACAUGACCGAGCUUUAUAUACCCGAUUCUCACUCUAAACGUUUAAGCAGAUGCGCCUUAGACAAAGUGGCAUUUAUCUAGAUUAUAUAGCAUUAACCGAACAACAUCUGCUGAAGAAGAAAAAAUGAAAAGAACACCAAGACAGACCAAGAAUGCAGUCUCCUUUAGAAAUAGGAUACAGGCAUCCGAAUCGCCUUAACUUUCGACUUUGUAGCUAUGCAAAUAUUCAAACUUUUCUUAAAAUAUGUAGUUGAACGAAGGAACAACAGUACCUACUUAUAUCUGAUAUACUUAAACUCGUAUUAUAGCAACAAUAAAACACCAUUUGGAAUUCUCUCUACAAA